Apodemus sylvaticus (European woodmouse) is the source of this 3223-nucleotide messenger RNA. Its product is annotated as HEAT repeat-containing protein 5B-like. Gene Ontology annotation, biological process: endocytosis; retrograde transport, endosome to Golgi; intracellular protein localization. NCBI's taxonomy places the organism in Eukaryota, Metazoa, Chordata, Mammalia, Rodentia, Muridae. Gene Ontology annotation, cellular component: membrane; endocytic vesicle; Golgi apparatus. The record is from RefSeq and is a predicted model, not a curated record.
AUGCGCUGCGCAAUUGGUGCGGGACCCAGGAACCUCCCACUAGGCCCUGAAAGCAGAUUCGCUUUGAAACUUGGGGCGGGCAGGGUUAAGAGAGCGUGGGGGAGUGUGGGUGCGCAUGACCAGCGUCCUGCGCAUGCGUUGUCUCCAGGCUUCCUGUGGGCAGGAGUUUGGGAGGCGGGGCAUCCGCGUCCCUUGGCAGAGCUGGGCAGGUCGGUCCUGACUAGACUAGGAGGUGAGGAGGUGUCGCGCUCUGCCAGGCUGACACGCACCGCGAUCCCUGUGUCCCUGGACAUCUUCAGGAAGGAAUUCGAGUUUUCAGCCUCGGGGUUGGCAGCUCGAGGACUCCUUCGACACGAGGCUGACCUCGCAGGGCGGCCCGGGACCCCAGUUUGCGGUUUCCCGCAGACUCCCAGUUGUCGGGGUCCUGGGAGCGGCCCGGGGCACCCGGACCCGGAGCACCGCGUUCCCGGGCGAGGGGUUGUCCCGGGCCCCGUCGGGCUCGCUCCUGCUUGUCAGAUCCCUGGGGUCUUUAUUCUGUGUCCCGGUGGCGAGGGACAGGUAAAGGUGCCCAUGACGCUCAGCAGGUGGAGGAGAAGCCUCGCCCAUGCUCAGAAGUUCGGUUCUCAAGACUUGGUCUCAUCAUUCCUUGUCCUGAGAGUGGAUUCUAGUGGCCCAAUGUACCGUGGAUACUUGGAACCCACGCUGUCCCUGGUUGUUACCUUGCUGCUGACAGUUCCACCUUCACACACAGAAGUUCACCAGUGUUUGGGCAGAUGCUUGGGGGCCACCAUAACUACUGUUGGACCAGAGCUGCAGGGAAAUGCAGCCACCAUUUCCACCAUCCGCUCCUCUUGCUUGGUGGGUUGUGCCAUCACCCAGGACCACUCUGAUUCUCUGCUUCAGGCAGCUGCCAUCUCUUGCCUUCAAGAGCUUCACAUGUUUGCCCCACGACACGUCAAUCUGUCCAGCCUUGUUCCAAGCCUUUGUGUGGGAGCUGCCCUAAGAGCAGCCUUUUCACAAGAUACGCCAUCAGAUAUAAUAGCAAAAGCUUGUCAGGUGUGCAGCACAUGGAUUGGAAGCGGUGUUGUCAGCGAUCUCAAUGAUCUCCAUCGGGUGCAUAAUCUACUUGUUUCCUCUCUGGACAAAGUUCAGGCUGGCAAGGGAUCUUCUAGUCAACUAUACCGAGAGAGUGCCACCACCAUGGAGAAGCUGGCUGUUCUUAAGGCAUGGGCAGAGGUAUAUGUGGUUGCUAUGAAUAUUAAGAAAGAAGCUGAGUCAAAACCAAAGAGAGCAAUGAAAAAUACUGAUGAUGAUGACGACGAUUAUGGUGCCAUAGACGAACUGCCUCCAGACAGUUUAAUAACCCUGGUGCAGCCUGAACUGCCGACACUCAGCCGCCUGUGGCUGGCAGCAUUGAGAGACUAUGCACUUUUGACUUCCCCAGCUGAGUUUUCCAGUCAGCUUCCCGCAGAUGGGGGAGCAUUUUAUACUCCCGAAACCAUUGAUACAGCAAGACUUCACUACCGGAACUCCUGGGCCCCAAUUCUCCAUGCAGUGGCACUCUGGUUAAGCAGCACAGGAUUUAUAUGUCAAGAGUGCACAGAAGCAACAACUGAGUCUGGUGUACAGAAACGCUCCCCAGCGGUCAGUUUAAAGCAGGUUCCAGGAGCAAUGGCUAGUGCGGAAGCCUUGCCAGAAGUUAACAAGGACAGAAUGCACCUGACCCUAGGUGUGAGUAUACAGUUUCUUUGUUCCCCUCGACCAGAGGAGCCCAUUGAACAUGUUACAGCAUGCCUGCAGGCCUUACAUACCUUACUGGGUUCUCCUUAUGCACGAAUCCACAUUGUGGAAGAUCAGCUGAUUGGUGUUGAGCUGCUAAGUGUCCUGCACCGCCUGUUACUGACCUGGAACCCACCCGCUAUCCAUUUGCUGGUCACUGGAGUUGUGCAGCAGAUUGUCAGGGCUGCUCAGGACUAUGGACAGGAAAAGAGAAGCGCUCUAAAUGAAGAGGAUGUGGAAAAAGAGUCCUGUCCUACAUUAGGAGAAGGGGGUGACACCGGUGGCCUCAUUCCUGGAAAGUCCCUUGUGUUUGCAACCAUGGAGCUGAUGAUGUUCAUUUUAGUACGGCAUAUGCCACACCUGAGUACCAAGAUGUUGGACUCUCCAAGUCACAUGGUCACGAAAACUCAGCUGUCAGAGGAAAGUACUCGCUUGGUGGCAGCCACGGUGGCCAUUCUCUCAGAUCUGCCAUCGCUUUGUUCACCGGCUGGAUGUAUGACAAUCCUGCCCACAAUUCUGUUCUUAAUUGCAAGAAUAUUGAAAGACACAGCAAUAAAGUCUGCGGACAACCAGGUUCCUGCCCCAGUCAGUGCAGCUCUUCAGGGAAUAAAAAGUAUCGUGACUCUGUCCAUGGCCAAAACUGAGGAAACUCAGAGACAGUGGACAGCUCUAAUUCGGAGCACUCUUGCCUGCAUCCUGGAAUAUUCUCAACCAGAUGACUGUAUGCCCGCGCCUGAUGAAGCGAGCAUGCUUACAGCCAUUGUGCUCUUCCUGUGGUCUGCCAGCAGUGAAAUAAUAGGAGUGCAGUCCCUGCAGAAUGGCUGCGUGAACAGAUUUAAAAGUGCCCUGAACUCAUGUGACCCAUGGGUUCAAGCCAAAUGCUACCAGCUUCUCCUCUCGGUCUUCCAGCAUUCCAAUCGCGCGCUUUCUACUCCCUACAUCCACUCAUUAGCCCCACUAGUGGUCGCGAAGCUGAAAGCUGUGGAGAAAAACAGACCAGCCAGUAGCACGGAACUUCUGGCUGUCCAAGAAGGAAUUAAAGUUCUUGAAACAUUGGUUGUUCUUGGGGAAGAACAGAACAGAGUCCAGUUACUCACUCUUCUAGUGCCCACUCUGAUCUCUUACCUGCUGGAUGAAAGUUCUUUUGCCUCAGCAAGUCCGAUCUCCAAAGAUCUUCAUGAGUUUGCACUCCAGAACUUAAUGCAUAUUGGACCUCUGUACCCACAUGCUUUCAAGACAGUGAUGGGGGCUGCUCCUGAACUGAAAGCUCGCCUAGAGACUGCUGUCCGAGCCAGCCAGUUCUAUCUCCAAAGUAUAAUGGUCACACCAAGAAAAUCCCUGCAGUGACUGCACCAAGUCUGGAAGACAUCACUCCCCCUCCACGCCUAACAAUUUCACCCAAGGGCUCCGGCCAGAGCAAAGCCAAUUCUGCUCUGCUCGCCCU